Molecule: messenger RNA, 5003 nt
Organism: Erinaceus europaeus (western European hedgehog)
Lineage: Eukaryota; Metazoa; Chordata; Mammalia; Eulipotyphla; Erinaceidae
Gene: CFTR
Product: CF transmembrane conductance regulator
Exons: 27
Coding region: 94-4545 (1483 amino acids)
Biological process (GO): bicarbonate transport; chloride transmembrane transport
Cellular component (GO): apical plasma membrane; cytosol; plasma membrane
Molecular function (GO): ABC-type transporter activity; ATP binding; ATP hydrolysis activity
Source: RefSeq, a predicted model, not a curated record
GCGAGAGGCAUGCACGGAGACGAGUAGGAAGUUUGGAAUUAGGAACUGGAGCCCAGCCUGCCCCAGCAGGGACCCCGGCCCCCUCCAGUGACCAUGCAGAGGUCGCCUCUGGAAAAGGCCAGCGUCAUCUCCAAACUUUUUUUCAGCUGGACUAGACCGAUUUUGAGGAAAGGAUACAGACAGCGGCUGGAACUGUCAGAUAUAUACCAAAUCCCUUCUACUGAUUCUGCUGACAAUCUCUCUGAAAAAUUAGAAGGAGAAUGGGACAGAGAGCUGGCUUCAAAGAAAAACCCCAAACUAAUUAAUGCCCUUCGGAGAUGCUUUUUCUGGAAAUUUAUGUUCUAUGGAAUCUUGCUAUAUUUAGGGGAAGUCACUAAAGCAGUUCAGCCUCUCUUACUGGGGAGAAUCAUAGCUUCCUAUGAUCCAGAUAACAAGGUGGAACGCUCUAUUGCCAUUUACCUGGGCAUAGGAUUAUGCCUUCUCUUUGUUGUAAGGACGCUGCUCCUGCACCCAGCCAUUUUUGGUCUUCAUCACAUUGGAAUGCAGAUGAGAAUAGCUAUGUUCAGUUUGAUUUAUAAGAAGACAUUAAAGCUGUCAAGUCGUGUUCUAGACAAAAUAAGCAUCGGGCAACUUGUUAGUCUUCUUUCCAACAACCUCAACAAAUUUGAUGAAGGACUUGCACUGGCACAUUUUGUCUGGAUUGUUCCUUUACAAGUGACACUCCUGAUGGGGCUGCUCUGGGAAUUGUUACAGGCCUCUGCCUUCUGUGGGCUUGCUUUCCUGAUCAUUGUUGCCUUUUAUCAAGCUGGCUUAGGGAGAAUGAUGAUGAAGUACAGGGACAAAAGAGGUGGAAAGAUCAAUGAAAGACUUGUAAUCACCUCAGAAAUGAUUGAAAAUAUUCAGUCAGUUAAAGCAUACUGCUGGGAGGAGGCAAUGGAAAAAAUGAUUGAAAACCUAAGACAAACAGAAUUGAAACUCACCCGGAAAGCAGCCUAUGUGAGAUACUGCAAUAGCUCAGCUUUCUUCUUCUCAGGGUUUUUUGUGGUGUUUUUAUCUGUGCUUCCUUAUGCACUGAUGAAAGGAAUUAUCCUUCGGAAAAUAUUCACAACUAUCUCUUUCUGCAUUGUUCUGCGCAUGGCAGUCACUCGUCAAUUCCCUUGGGCUGUACAAACAUGGUAUGAUUCUCUUGGAGCCAUAAACAAAAUACAGGAUUUUUUGCAAAAACAAGAAUAUAAGACAUUGGAGUAUAACUUGACAACUACAGAAGUAGUGAUGGAGAAUGCCACAGCCUACUGGGAAGAGGGAUUUGGGGGAUUAUUUGAGAAAGCGAAACAAAAUAAUAACAAUAGAAAAAUUUCCAAUGGUGAUAACAGCCUCUUCUUCAGCAACUUUUCACUGCUUGGUACUCCUGUCCUAAAAGACAUCAAUUUCAAGAUAGAAAGAGGACAGUUACUGGCAGUUGCUGGAUCUACUGGAGCAGGCAAGACCUCACUUCUAAUGAUGAUAAUGGGAGAACUAGAACCUUCAGCAGGUAAAAUUAAGCACAGUGGAAGAAUAUCAUUUUGCUCUCAGUUUUCCUGGAUCAUGCCUGGCACCAUAAAAGAAAAUAUCAUCUUUGGUAUUUCCUAUGAUGAGUACAGAUACAGGAGUGUCAUCAAAGCAUGCCAACUAGAAGAGGAUAUCUCCAAGUUUACAGAGAAAGAUAAUAUAGUUCUUGGAGAAGGUGGAAUUACACUGAGUGGAGGUCAACGAGCAAGAAUUUCAUUAGCAAGGGCAGUGUACAAAGAUGCUGACUUAUACCUGUUAGACUCUCCAUUUGGAUAUCUAGAUGUUUUAACAGAAAAAGAAAUAUUUGAAAGCUGUGUCUGUAAAUUGAUGGCUAACAAAACUAGGAUUUUGGUCACUUCUAAAAUGGAACAUUUGAAGAAAGCAGACAAAAUAUUAAUUUUACAUGAAGGUAGUACUUAUUUUUAUGGAACAUUUUCUGAACUACAAAAUCUACGGCCAGACUUUAGCUCAAAGCUCAUGGGAUAUGAUUCUUUUGACCAGUUUAGUGCAGAAAGAAGAAAUUCAAUCCUGACUGAGACUUUGCGUCGUUUCUCAUUAGAAGGAGAUGGUGCUGUCUCUUGGAAUGAAACAAAAAAGCAGUCUUUUAAACAGACAGGGGAGUUUGGUGAAAAAAGGAAGAACUCUAUUCUCAAUCCAAUGAACUCUGCUAGGAAAUUUUCAAUUGUACAAAAGACUACAUUGCAAAUGAAUGGCAUUGAAGCAAAUUCUGAAGAACCUUUAGAGCGAAGACUUUCUUUAGUUCCUGAUUCAGAGCUGGGAGAGACCAUCCUUCCCAGAAGCAAUGUGAUCAACACUGGCCCCACACUUCAGGGACGAAGGAGGCAGUCUGUUCUCAACCUAAUGACUGGGUCUUCAGGGAACCAAGGCCAAGGCAUUCACCGAAAGGCAGCAGCAUCCACACGGAAAAUGUCACUGGCGCCUACAACCAACUUUACUGAAAUGGAUAUAUAUUCAAGACGAUUAUCUCAAGACAGUGGCUUAGAAAUUAGUGAAGAAAUUAAUGAAGAAGAUCUAAAGGAGUGCUUUUUUGAUGAUGUAGAGAACAUACCAGCUGUGACUACCUGGAACACAUACCUGCGCUACAUUACUGUCCACAAGAGCUUAAUUUUUGUUCUGAUUUGGUGUUUAAUUAUUUUCUUGGCUGAGGUGGCUAUAUCACUGGUUUUCUUGUUGCUGUUUGAAAAAAGUCCUCGUCAAGACACAGGAAAUGUAACUAAGAGCUCAAAUAACAGCAGUUAUGGAGUGAUCAUCACCAAUACCAGCUCCUAUUAUAUUAUUUACAUUUAUGUGGGAGUAGCUGACACUUUGCUUGCUCUGGGCCUGCUCAGAGGUUUACCCUUGGUGCAUACUCUGAUCACAGCGUCGAAAAUUUUACACCACAAAAUGUUGCAUUCGGUUCUUCAGGCACCCAUGUCAACCCUUAACACAUUGAAAGCAGGUGGAAUUCUUAACAGAUUCUCCAAAGAUAUAGCCAUUUUGGAUGAUCUCUUGCCUCUUACCAUAUUUGACUUCAUCCAGUUGAUAUUAAUUGUGAUUGGAGCUGUGAUUGUAGUCUCUGUUUUAGAACCCUACAUCUUCCUAGCAACAGUGCCAGUGAUUAUUGCUUUUGUUAUGUUGAGAGCCUACUUCCUCCACACCUCACAGCAACUCAAACAACUGGAGUCUGAAGGCAGGAGUCCAAUUUUUACCCAUCUUGUUACAAGCUUAAAAGGACUGUGGACACUCCGUGCCUUUGGGCGACAGCCUUAUUUUGAGACGCUGUUCCACAAAGCUCUGAAUUUACAUACUGCCAACUGGUUUUUGUACCUAUCAACUCUGCGCUGGUUCCAAAUGAGAAUAGAAAUGAUUUUUGUCAUCUUCUUCAUUGCUGUUACCUUCAUUUCCAUUUUAACAACAGGUGAUGGGGAAGGAAGAGUUGGUAUUAUUUUAACUUUAGCAAUGAAUAUCAUGAAUACAUUGCAGUGGGCUGUAAACUCCAGCAUAGAUGUGGAUAGCUUGAUGAGAUCUGUAAGCCGUGUCUUCAAGUUCAUUGAUAUGCCAACAGAAGAAAUUAAACCUAGCAAGCCAGUCAAACCAUCGAAGGAAGGCCCACUCUCAAAAGUCAUGAUUAUUGAGAAUGAGCAUGUGAAGAAAGAUGACAUCUGGCCCUCAGGGGGUCAAAUGACUGUCAAGGACCUCACAGCAAAGUACAUAGAGAGUGGGAAUGCCAUAUUGGAGAACAUUUCCUUCUCAAUAAGUCCUGGACAAAGGGUGGGUCUCCUGGGAAGAACUGGAUCAGGGAAAAGUACUCUAUUGUCUGCUUUUUUGAGACUACUAAAUACUGAAGGAGAAAUUCAAAUAGACGGUGUGUCAUGGGAUUCAAUAACUUUGCAACAGUGGAGGAAAGCCUUUGGUGUGAUACCACAGAAAGUAUUUAUCUUUUCUGGAACAUUUAGAAAAAACUUGGAUCCUUAUGAACAGUGGAAUGAUCAAGAAAUAUGGAAAGUUGCAGAUGAGGUUGGACUCAGAUCUGUAAUUGAGCAGUUUCCUGGGAAGCUUGAUUUUGUCCUUGUGGAUGGUGGUUAUGUCUUAAGCCAUGGCCACAAGCAAUUGAUGUGCUUGGCCAGAUCUGUUCUAAGUAAGGCAAAGAUUUUGCUGCUUGAUGAACCCAGUGCUCAUUUGGAUCCAAUAACAUACCAAAUCAUUAGAAGAACCAUAAAACAAGCUUUUGCUGAUUGUACAGUUAUCCUCUGUGAACACAGAAUAGAAGCAAUGUUGGAAUGUCAGCGAUUUUUGGUCAUAGAAGAGAACAAAGUGCGACAGUAUGAUUCUAUCCAGAAACUUCUGAGUGAGAAGAGUCUCUUCAGGCAGGCCAUCAGCAACUCUGACAGGCUGAAGCUCUUCCCUCAUCGGAACUCCAGCAAGCACAAGUCCAGAUCAAAAAUUGCUGCUCUGAAGGAGGAAACAGAAGAAGAGGUACAAGAAACACGAUUAUAGACAACAGUGUAGAUGCUUGCAUGUGACAUUUGUUCAUGGAGUUGGAGAAGAAAACAGUUUCUGCCUCAGAAAACAGAUGAAUAAUGCUUUAUUUUUUAAAAGAAUAUUUUUGGCAAGGAGAAUUAAUCUCCUUGAGGGUCAAGGGAAAUGGCUUUCUGGCAAUGGUCAAAUUGUGUGAAAGGUAUUUCAAGUCCUAGAAGAUUUGCAAGCCAGUCUUCCCUGAAAACCCUUUUCCUUUGGUAGAAACUGCAGAGAUGACUGUACAUGUCAAGCAGGUUACUUCUCAAUUGUUUAGUGUUGGUUCUCAUAAUGUUAAGUGAGACUCAUUAAUUUACAUUGUUGAAGAAGUACUGUAAUAGUACUUCCUAAAGAUACAAUUAAGUAAUAACUGGAAAUUUUAGUGGUUUAUAUAAGCUUAUAUCCAUUUGCUCCCUUUUCUCCAAGAUCCCUAAAAACAC